UUUUGUUCCUGUGUGCUGACGUGGCCUUUAGCAAGUGGCUUUUGUGUGCAGCGGAGAAACCUGGUUUCAGAUGCCAGCCCAGCCGGAAACAUCUUCAGGCUCAUUAAUUAUGGAGGCCCCUGACAAGGGUAGCUUCGCUUGCUUUGUUUCCACGGUAGAUAAAAAGGGACAUGGAUCUUUCUGUUUUGCCCAAUAACAACCAUCCUGACAAAUUCCUGCAGCUUGACGUGAAGUCUUUAAUGAGGAGCUCAACCCUUCUGCAGGCUAGCCUCGCGAGAUUUCCGGGUGGAAAUUAUCCUGCUACACAGCACUGGCAAAACCUUGUCUACUCACAGAGCCCUGGGGCUUCUCAGAGGAAGUCUGUGAGCAGAGAGAAAAGGCAGCGACUCUGCAUUAUGCCUGCAUCCCAAGAAGACAGAGAGGAAGACACACGUACUUUUGGGGAGAGAGAAAAGACCAUUGCUACUCAACGAAUCAAGGGAUUUGGUGUGGAGAACCCAGUCCUUCCUGAGAGUCCUCCAUCAUCCAUGUCUUCAGUUAUGAAGAACAACCCGUUGUACGGUGACGUAAGUUUGGAGGAAGCUAUGGAAGAAAGGAAAAAGAAUCCUUCGUGGACCAUUGAGGAGUAUGAUAGGCAUUCUGUGCAUACAAAUCUCUCUGGACAUCUGAAGGAAAAUCCCAACGACCUGCGCUUUUGGUUGGGAGACAUGUACACUCCUGGCUUCGACACUUUGCUGAAAAAGAAGAAGAAACGCAACAAGCGAUCAAAAUUAUGUCACAUGGGUCUGAUUUUACUGCUUGUGGCCUCCAUCCUGGUUACCAUAGUGACUCUCAGCACUAUAUUCUCUUAAGGAAGUUCCAAACCCAUCUUUAAAGCUCUAAAACGCCUUCUGAGUAUUGGCAGGAAAAUCUGUGCGUUGUGAACGUGUCUGCCUUGCUAACUGUGUGAGCAAACACCAUUGCCCUUUAGACGCGUGAGCGUCGCUUGUGUUAUGUUGGCCUCGCUGCUUUGGUCUGUGAAACCUGUGUGUCAUUCCAGUCUGGGUUCGUCCUUUGUGAAGCAGGUAUUUCAGAGGCUCACAGUAGCAAAAGUCACUCCAUACAGUUACAAUCGAGCUUUAGCUAGAGAGCAGACUGUGUCAAGUCCUGGCAGCUGCCUGUCUCUGUGCUUACCUGGCUUUCACAUCACUUGUCCUUCUUCCUCCUCUUUCUCCUCCUCCCCCUUCUCCUCCUUCCUCCUCCUCCUUCUCUUCCUCCCCCUCCUCCUCCUCCAUCUUCCUCCUCCAGGCACUGGAGAAGCUGUAGCCCACCUGCCCAUCCGCUAGGGUGACCGGAAGACGGCUGCGCUAUCCCUCAGUUUAGAUGUUUUAUCCUCCUUUAUCUCCGCUUAAGUUAAAGUCAGAUAAAGUGGGAGGGAGACAUUGUUCAAACCUAUUCUCAUUUCCCCACUAAUCCUUCAUGGUGACCCAAAUUUACUUUGCCGUUUUAGGAGAAACAAACUUGGUCAGCCACAGCGGCAUAAAUCAAUUACAUUAUAUACAAUCGUGCUUGUGGAUUAAUAGGAACUGGCAAGUGUGACCUCUAGUGGCAGUGGGUACAAGUUUACCGGAAAUAGGGGGUGGGGCACUGGAAAGAGUCCAGGAAUGCUGCCACCCCUGAUCAUUCAACUGAAUGACAGUUAGGCCUGAACAAAAGAUUGUCAGAAAAGGGAGCUAGCUUACAGGACUCCAUAAGACAGGGAUGGGAGAAGAGCAGUUGGCUCCUAACUGUAACUUUUCCCUCAGUGGCGAUCUCAUUUUCUUUGUGUAUUGACAACCUUCUGCCGGGUGCAGAUACCUGGGAACAAGCCCCAGGAUACAAAGGUCUAUCUUCUCCCAGGACAUUCUUGUCCAAAGCUCUCAGCGUCACUCCUAUUGCUAUUUAGUGUGUGAAAUAAGGCUUUUCUUCUUCACAAAGAGUGUUGUCCUCUUGUGUCCUGUGAUAACGCCUUACAAUCUCACUGUGUUGCGUAUAAGGAUACUUGAAGUAAAGUAUAUAAAAAUAAGGGUUUGCUGGACAAUAAAUCAUUGUGUACAAAGCAAAA
Molecule: messenger RNA, 2083 nt
Organism: Mastomys coucha (southern multimammate mouse)
Lineage: Eukaryota; Metazoa; Chordata; Mammalia; Rodentia; Muridae
Gene: Minar2
Product: membrane integral NOTCH2 associated receptor 2
Exons: 5
Coding region: 171-851 (226 amino acids)
Source: RefSeq, a predicted model, not a curated record